Messenger RNA from Drosophila rhopaloa, 693 nucleotides. RefSeq lists its product as uncharacterized. The record is from RefSeq and is a predicted model, not a curated record. NCBI's taxonomy places the organism in Eukaryota, Metazoa, Arthropoda, Insecta, Diptera, Drosophilidae. The coding region runs from base 67 to 666 and encodes 199 amino acids. The transcript is spliced from 2 exons.
UUUAACCUUACUUUUUCUCCGAGUUUUUAUUUAGUUUUGGUUUCCUUUUUUUUGCAAUUUCCGAAAAUGAACAUUAGGAAAGCCAAAGUGGAGAUGUUCACGAUGUCCGAGCAGGUGUGGAAAGAUGCAGAGCGAUGGCAACACGGUCUUCAGCAAGGUCGGGUGUCAAUGAAGCAGAUCAAAGCUAUAAAUCUCAGAUUAUUCUCCACCGAGAAUCGCCUGAACAAUGCGGGCUCUAGACGAGAACUCCAGACCACGGAGAAACAGAUCAACCAUUUAUAUUUGCGCCUACAGCGUCCACUGACCACGAUGAACAAAAUCCUUCAAACGCUGACAGAGAUUAGGGACAACACUGCCCGGAUGUUCAAUCGCUUGACUCUCUGGAUGGAUGACGAUACAGUGGUAGAGCACAGGAUCACGCCAAAACUAAAGACCUCCAAGCUUCUGGUGGUUCUGCAGUUCCUCAACCAACGCUACGAUGCUGAGUGGGAGGUCAAGGAGGUGGUAGUGAAUGACUUAGAGCACAUAAGCAACGUCUACGAGCUGGACCUUUUGAUGGAUGGGUGGAACAUUUGCAGCCAUGCUGGAGGACAGGAAUUUGGAAAGACAUUGCGCGAGUAUUACAAUAUCAUUGGACGCCCUCAACCUAUGAUUAUCCGUUUUUGAUCCUUUUUCUUGGACUAAAAUCCCAUU